Neoarius graeffei (lesser salmon catfish) is the source of this 626-nucleotide messenger RNA. It is a transcript of the gene sumo3b, whose product is annotated as small ubiquitin like modifier 3b. The transcript has 4 exons. Gene Ontology annotation, cellular component: nucleus. The record is from RefSeq and is a predicted model, not a curated record. Bases 71 to 340 code for a protein of 89 amino acids. Gene Ontology annotation, molecular function: ubiquitin-like protein ligase binding; protein tag activity. Lineage: Eukaryota; Metazoa; Chordata; Actinopteri; Siluriformes; Ariidae. Gene Ontology annotation, biological process: protein sumoylation.
CUGUGUGCGCGCAUGCGCACGCCGUCCAGCGCGGAGAAAAGGACGGAAGUAGAGCGGCUUUAUUUUAAAGAUGUCUGAGGAAAAGUCCAAGGAGAGCGAGCACAUUAACCUGAAGGUUGCAGGUCAGGACGGUUCAGUAGUGCAGUUUAAAAUAAAGAGACAUACGCCGCUCGCAAAACUGAUGAAGGCCUACUGCGAGAGACAGGGAUUAGCCAUGAAGGCCAUACGCUUCCGCUUCGACGGUCAACCAAUAAGCGAUACAGACACACCUGCUCAGCUUGAAAUGGAGGAUGAAGACACGAUUGAUGUGUUCCAACAGCAGACAGGCGGAGUGUGUUAAACACAAACACACACACACACAGCGUUCAGGGAUAAACUGAUGUAUUUAAGUGAAUACAAAUGUAGGACUUUUUCAUGUUUAUUUUUUAAAGUGUACACUUCAUAGAUUCAUAAAUUGUCUUCUUCUUAACUCAGUUGUAUGUGAUGGGUGUCGUUUAUAUUUUUGGUGUCUUGUAAAUAAUAAAUGCUAGUCGUUCGUUCAUUACAACCACACAGUGGAGUUUGGUGCUGCUUUGUGACGGUGUCUGUUUUUAAAAGCGCUAUACAAAUAAACUGACUUGAUGUGA